Molecule: messenger RNA, 1069 nt
Organism: Hemibagrus wyckioides
Lineage: Eukaryota; Metazoa; Chordata; Actinopteri; Siluriformes; Bagridae
Product: microfibril-associated glycoprotein 4-like
Exons: 6
Coding region: 139-885 (248 amino acids)
Biological process (GO): elastic fiber assembly
Source: RefSeq, a predicted model, not a curated record
CACACACACACACACACACACACACACACACACACACACACACACAAACACAAACACACACACAUACACAGAGAAGCAAAGCAUCAACUCCUCAUCAGCAGAAUCAGAUACAGACAGACUAAUGCACAGAGAAAAGAAAUGAGGGCCUUGACUGUAACGACAUGUUGCUUGCUAGCUCUCUCUCUCGCUGUUCUCGUUGCUGGUGUUCCUGCUGCUCCUGCGUUUAUUCGUCUCCUGCCCCAGGACUGUCAUGAAAUCUUCAGGAGUGGUGUUCAGCGUAAUGGAGUUUACACCAUCUACCCCUCAGGCUCCACCCCUGUAGAUGUGUACUGUGGCAUGGGCUGCUCGGAGGAUUCAUCCCGAGCAUGGACAGUGAUACAGAGGAGAAUGGACGGCAGUGUGAAUUUCUACAGGGGUUGGGAUCAGUACAAGUAUGGCUUUGGGAAUAAGAGUGGAGAAUACUGGCUGGGUUUGGAGCACCUCUACAUGAUGACCCACAACAAGCUGUAUGAACUGAAAGUGGACAUCGAGGACUAUGAUGGAAAUAAAGCAUCUGCUACCUACACAGUUUUCUUUGUGAGCAGCGAAGAGAAUGGCUACAUGCUAAAAGUUGAAGGCUUCAUAGAUGGUGGAGCAGGUGAUUCCCUGUCUUAUCACAAUGGACUGAAAUUCUCCACUUAUGAUAAAGAGCAGAAUCCUUAUGGCUGUGCUAGACAACACCUCGGGGCAUUUUGGUACUACGCAUGCUAUGGUACAAACCCCAACGGUAUAUACCUGGGAAGACAGGAUGGCACACAUUAUGGCAUUGGUAAUGUGUGGACCACUUGGAGAGGACUAGAUUAUGGCCUUAAGACCAUUACUAUGAAAAUCAGACCUCGGCCUUAAACAUGACAAGAAAUUGGGUUCGAGUUAAGAACAAUAAGAACAAGAAUACUUAUAUUAUAAUUCAAUCCCAUAUAAAGCUGGACAUAUGAGUACUUAACUUUAGAUCUCAAAUUUGUCUUUAUUCACUUCAUCCAGAAAAAUAAAUAUAUGUGGUGUAAAUUGUUCAUUGAUUUUAUUUCUUAAU